GGAAUGAGACUGUGUUUUUAAUAAACCCUGAAGCUGAGAGAAGUAAGGUAGUUAACCCCCACUAGAUGCAUGAAAUUUUUACUGAAUCUUUCACUCGAUUAGUUUUAGAGAUCAAGAUCACCGGUUCUUCGGCCGGCGGAUUUCGAUUCGGUUUCGAUGGUUAAGCUGAAGGAGCUUCGUCCGCGUCAACCGGAUUCCGAUGAAAAUCAGGAAGCUACGGAACCCGGUGCCUGUGCGGAAUGCACCAGUCUCUGCCAUUUGCUUCACUGGGACAAGACUGAUUUGUACCCCAGUGUGCUAAGGUUCUUCAAGAUCAUGCUUGGGGAAGAUUGGAACAAAGUAAUGAUAUUACCUCCCAUAGUUACUGCAACUGUGACAGGGUUGGUAGGUAAAGAAACCGAGCUGGAGGAUACACAUGGAGUGAGAUCCACUGUCACAUUGUCAUCUUCUAGUCGCGGUCUCGCUUUCCAGAGGGGUUGGGAAUCUUUUGUUUCAGAGCAUAACAUAAGCGUUAGAGACUUUUUGGUGUUUAAUUACAUUAAGGGGUCACACUUCGUUGUUCAUAUUUUUGGUGGAAGCGGCCGUGAAAAGCUUUCAUUUAAAACCAAUCCUUUCAGCAAAAAUGUAGCUGCCCUGCCAAAAUCAUGUGAAACCAACAAUAUGAAUGCAACAAAGAGAUUCCAUAUGAGCUCCCCAAUGGCUUCUGGAUCAAAAUUCCAACCUUCACUCAUAAAUAAAGACCUGGGUUCUGAAGGGGUCAAUACUGCAUAUAACUACCAACCGUCAGCCACAAGAAGAACUCAAGAUUCAAGAGAUGCCAACGUGAAGCCUUCCAACCAACCAUCAGGAGAUGCCAACAUGAAGCCUUCUAACCAACCAUCGACCUCCUAUAGAACACGAAAUUCCGUAGCCACCAAUGUAAAGCUAUCAUGCUCAAGGAAGUUUCAUAACUUCAAUCGUAUUGAAGUCCAUGAAAGGAAUGAUCAGAAUGCUCCACAGGCUAAUGAAGGCACUUCGCAGGAAUUUACUGAUAACAAUAAGAAAAAGGUGAAAACAGAGCCAGAAGAGUUGAGUGACCAAGUAGAUGGUCAUGUAAGGAGAAAAAGAGGCUCUUACCCAUCGCAAGAUAGGGUGAGUAAUCAGAAGAAAGUGAAGGUCAUUGGUGAGCCCUCAUCUUGUACUCUUGCUUGUUUGGCUGUGACAGAUUGUGGACAUUACCUGGAGCUGCCGGAAAAACUACCUGAUGUUCUAUUCAGGAAGUCAGAAUCAAGCAAGCCUGUUGUGCUUAAAGAUCGGGUGGGAAAGUUAUGGCCAGCCUUAUAUCAUGAAGCAUCAGACGUGAAUGUUUUGGUAUCUCACUGGAAAAAGCUCAAUCAAGAGAUUGGUAUUCAAGCAGGAGAGAGCUAUCUUUUUAAAGCUGAAGAUCCAUCCAGGUCUUUGUAUACCAUUGAUGUCCUUCGCUCUUCCUAGGUGAUUUUCUUUAUGUUAUUUGGUAAAAACAAAAACAUUUAGGCACUAAGCAUUUAGUCUCAUCAACCGAAGGUCAAAUUGCUCCUCCGAACUUUUGCGUGUUGUUAAUAUGAAACUGUUAACGGAACUUCUGGAAGAGGAUGUGUUGUAGUGAUCCUUCAUGAUUGCAUUAGUCUAUUGAAC
This is a messenger RNA of Oldenlandia corymbosa var. corymbosa, 1653 nucleotides long. The record is from the annotation of a GenBank genome assembly. NCBI's taxonomy places the organism in Eukaryota, Viridiplantae, Streptophyta, Magnoliopsida, Gentianales, Rubiaceae.